Molecule: messenger RNA, 476 nt
Organism: Paramecium pentaurelia
Lineage: Eukaryota; Ciliophora; Oligohymenophorea; Peniculida; Parameciidae
Source: the annotation of a GenBank genome assembly
AAUGAAUUCAUUCUUGUUUUACGAUCCUCACUUCCUUCUUUAAUAAUAGCUCUUGUAUCAAUAGCUAGUCUAAUACAAUUCCAUGUUGGCUUUAAGGUAAAUAGUUUAAUGAACUUUGUUUAGAAAUACUUAUUCCAUGUCAUAAUCAUCAAGUCCUUAAAUUUAGCCAAAAUCUCCUCAAGAAUGCCCUACUAUAGAUUAAAAUACCAUAAAAAAUGAUGAAACUAUAGAUGAUCAAAGCUCAUUUGAACUUUCUAAAAGUAACAAAAUAAAAAAACUCAUCAAAAAAACUAAAGAAGCAAAGUCAAAUAAGUCUAAUCCUUCUCAGAAUAAUGAAAAAAAAAAGAUAUUUCUUUCAAUGAAAGACAUUAAGGACGUCCAAUAUAAAAAGUAAAAUAUGUCAUCAUUUUAGAUUUAAACUUGUUCAAGAAGAAUAGAUUCAAGAAGGUUUAACAAAUCUAGAGUAGAAGAAAUGA